GAGUAAACAAAUCACCUUUGUUUUUGCUAAACAAAAUUUUAGGUGUUUAAAUUAAUAUUUUAGUUCCAUGAGUUGCUAAUACCAUCUAUUUCAUUAAAGUGUUUUGAACUUUUUAUAAGUUUAUAUAUAUAUAAAAAUAUGGCAUCGUUAGAUUUUAAAGAUCGUGUAGCGGUUGUAACAGGAGCUGGUGCUGGUUUAGGAAGGUCUUAUGCACUUUUAUUUGCAUCAAGGGGUGCCAAAGUUGUUGUUAAUGACUUGGGAUCAGGUCGACACGGUGAAGGACAACAAUCUGCUGCUGCUGAUAGUGUAGUUGCAGAAAUUCGUAAAAAUGGCGGUAUUGCUGUGGCAGAUUACAAUUCGGUUGUUGAUGGUGAAAAAGUUAUUAAAACAGCUCUAGAUAAUUUCGGACGUGUUGAUAUUGUAGUAAAUAAUGCAGGAAUAUUACGAGAUCGCAGUUUUGCAAGAAUUUCCGAUCAAGAUUGGGAUCUUAUCCAUGCUGUACAUUUAAAAGGAUCUUUUAAAGUAACCCAAGCAGCGUGGCCAAUAUUUAGAAAACAAAAUUAUGGGCGUAUUAUAAUGACUUCUUCAAAUGCUGGAAUUUAUGGCAAUUUUGGACAAGCUAAUUAUUCAGCUGCUAAACUUGGGUUAGUUGGAUUAGCAAACACUUUAGCCAUUGAAGGACAAAAAUACAAUAUACAUUGUAAUGUUAUUGUGCCUACAGCAGCUAGCCGCCUCACCGAAGAUAUUCUUCCUCCAGAUCUUUUCAAAGAACUCAAACCAGAAUAUAUUGCACCAGUUGUUGCUUAUUUAUGUCAUGAAUCGUGUGAUGCAAAUGGAGAAAUUAUUGAAUCGGCAAUUGGUUGGGUUGGAAAGUUACACUACAUACGUUCUCAAGGAAAAUUACUACGCACAUCAAAUUCUCCUACUUUUACAAUUGAAGAUGUACAAGCUAAUUGGUCACAAGCUAUGGAUAUGUCGAAAGCGAAACAUCUUGAUAAUAUUCAAGAGGCUACUGCUGCGUUAGUUGACAGUAUAAAUAAUAAUGGAAGCUCAGAUUCUGGAGCCUCUGGAGAUGAUUCAAAUUUAUUUAAGAUUGACAAUAACAAAUUGAUUUUAUAUUCUCUUGCUGUUGGAGCAACAGUCACUAAGCCAGCACAUUUAUCAUAUUUAUAUGAAAAUCAUGAAAAUUUCCAACCAGCUCCUGGAUUUUUCAUUUUACCAGGUUUAAUGACAAUUAUGACCAGUUCAGUUACUGCUGAUGCUUUACCACAUGCCGAUGUAAGCCCAACGAAUAUAUUACAUGGUGAACAAUAUUUAGAAGUUGUAGGAAAGCUUCCUACUGAAGGACAAGUUCGUACAGAAGUGUCAGUUGCUGAUGUCUUAGAUAAAGGAUCUGGAGCGGUUGUUAUUGUUGACUUUUCUACAUAUAAUGGAGAUGAGGUUAUUGUAAAAGGUCAAAUGAUGGCUUUCUGUGUGGGUGCCGGUAAUUUUGGAGGGCCUAGAAAUUCUGCAAAAGCAAUUGCACCAGUUCCGCCACCUAAACGACAACCUGAUGCAGUAAUUGAAGAAAAGACAUCUGAAGAUGCUGCAGCAUUAUAUCGACUCUGCGGCGAUUUGAAUCCGUUACAUAUCGACUCAAAUAUUGCACAAAUGGCUGGCUAUAAAAAACCAAUUUUACAUGGAUUAUGCACUGUUGGAUAUUCCGUACGGCAUGUUUUAGAUCAGUACGCCGAUAGUGAUGGUUCAUUAUUUAAAUCUUACAAGGUAAGAUUUUCGAAACCAGUCUUACCAGGGCAAACUCUUCGAACAUUGAUGUGGCGAGAGGGUAAUCGAAUUUAUUUCUCCACACAAAUUAAAGAAACUGGUGCUGAAGUCGUAACCGGAGCGUACGUAGAUUUAAAAGAAGUUAAAAUGACAGCGUCAACAAAACUUGUAUCUGCUCCAUCAUUAGAAAGUGAUGCUAUUUUCCAAAAAAUCAUUGAUGGUGUUAAAGAAGAUCCCGCCAAAGCUAAGUCUGUGAAUGGAAUAUUUUUAUAUGAAAUUACCAAAGAUGGGAAAAAAGUUAAAGAAUGGACAUUGGAUUUAAAGAAAGGUGAAGUUUAUGAAGGACAACCCAAAGGAGGUAAAGCCGAUACAACUUUAACUGUUUCCGAUAGUGAUAUGGUUGAUAUUGCUUUCGGUAAAUUACAAGCUCAAGCUGCAUAUAUGCGUGGUAAAUUGAAAAUUAAAGGAAAUAUUAUGCUCACACAAAAAUUAGUUCCAUUAUUGAAAUCUGGCCCUAAAUUAUAAAGACCAUUUUUUAGUAUUCUGGGCAUUUAUCGUUUUUCCAAUUUCCAAUCAUUUUUAAAGGAGAAAAUUUUUAUUUAGAUAAUAGGUAUACAAAUUUAUAUCUUGUUAUUUAGAUUUUAAGAUUUAUAUGUUGUUAUAAUGAACUGUAUAGAUUUACACCCGAAUAUAGGUGCUUGUAACUUUGUACGUACUUCUUGUAUUUCUGGGCAUGUAUGUAUCUUUUAUAAUUGUGGUAUUUUCUAAAGAGGUUUAUUAAUAAAUAUGUUUUUAAUAAAA
Messenger RNA from Chrysoperla carnea, 2565 nucleotides. Its product is annotated as peroxisomal multifunctional enzyme type 2. Gene Ontology annotation, cellular component: cytosol. The record is from RefSeq and is a predicted model, not a curated record. Lineage: Eukaryota; Metazoa; Arthropoda; Insecta; Neuroptera; Chrysopidae. The transcript has 10 exons. The coding region runs from base 139 to 2289 and encodes 716 amino acids. Gene Ontology annotation, molecular function: oxidoreductase activity.